AUGGUCUGCAGGGAGCAGUUAUCGAAGAAUCAGGUCAAGUGGGGGUUUGCUGGCAUUACCUGUGUUUCUGUAGUGGUCAUUGCCGCGAUAGUUCUUGCCAUCGCCUUGCGGCGGCCAGGCUGUGAGCUGGAGGCCUGCAGCCCCGAGGCCGACAUGCUGGAUUACCUGCUGAGCCUGGGCCAGAUCAGCUGCCGAGAUGCCCUGGAGGUCACCUGGUACCACGCAGCCAACAGCAAGAAAGCCGUGACAGCUGCCCUGAACAGCAACAUCACAGUCCUGGAGGCUGACGUCAAUGUAGAAGGGCUCGGCACAGCUGACGAGACAGGAGCUCCCAUCGUGGCACACCCUCCGGCUAUCUACAGUGAUGACGCACUGGAGCAGUGGCUGGAUGGUGUGCUGGGCUCUUCCCAGAAGGGCAUCAAACUGGACUUCAAGAACAUCAAGGCCAUGGGCCCCUCCCUGGACCUCCUGUGGUGGCUGACAGAGUGGGGCAAAGUCCGGCGGCCCAUGUGGAUCAACGCUGACAUCUUAAAGGGCCCCGACAAGCCCAUCUCAGCUGAGGUCAGUGCCACACAGUUCCUGGCCCUGGUCCAGGAGAAGUAUCCCAAGGCCACCCUGUCUCCAGGCUGGACCACCCUCUACGUGCCCAUGUUCCCAAACAGGACGUACACCCGAGCCAUGGUGGAGAAGAUGCACGAGCUGGUGGGAGUGGUGCUCCAGAGGGUCACCUUCCCUGUGCGGUCUUCCACAGUGCGGGCCGCCCAGCCCCACUCCAGCUGGCUGCUGAGCCAAUCUGAGAGGUACAGCCUGACGCUAUGGCAGGCUGCCUCGGACCCCAUGUUGGCAGAGGAUCUGCCCUACGUCCAGGAUAACACUGCUGUCCACCACGUCUACUGUGACAUCUUUGAGCCUUUCCUGUUGCAGUUCAAGCAGCUGGCCUCUACUUGGCAGGUGAAUGCCACAUGGAAACAAAUGUACUACACGGGAGGCAGCCUGAUCCCUCUUCUCCAGCUGUUCGAGGGUGAUCGUCUUCUCAAUGCUGCCAGGGGUACGGCAAUGGUAACCCUCCCAGACACAGAAGGCAUGAUCCUGCUGGACACUGGCCUCAAGGGAACUGUGGCUGAGAACCCCGUGCCCACUGUUUGUGCUCCAAGUAGCAGCAUCCUGAGGUUGGAGUCCUGCCUGCAGCAGCUGGCCACACAUCCCAGACACUGGAGCGUCCAUUUGCAAAUAGUGGAGCCCGCAGCCCUCUGGCCGUCCCUGGCCUUGCUGGCAUCCCUGUCCAGCCUUGGCCUCUUGCAUCGGCCUGUGUGGAUGGGGGCCAACAUCUCCCACGGGAGUUUUUCAGUCCCUGGCCACAUGGCUGGCAGAGAGCUGCUUACAGCUGUGGCUGAGGUCUUCCCCCAUGUGACUGUGGCACCAGGCUGGACUCAGGAGGUGCUGGGCAGUGGCUACAGGGAACAGCUGCUCACAGAUAUGCUAGAGCUGUGCCAGGGGCUCAGCUUCCAGAUGCAGGCCAGGCCACGGGGCCACAGCACGCCUGGAGCUGUUGCCAGGCUGCUGGCAUCCUCCCCUGGGGCUACUGUCACAGUGGAGCACAGCCCAGCUGGGGGCAACUAUGCCUGUGAGAGGACAGCGCUGCUGGGAGCCAGGGCUGUAGACAGAACCCGAAUCUACUACAGGCUGCCCCAGGGGUACCACAAGGACUUGCUGGCCGGUGUUUGCAGAAACUGAGCACCCAGGGGUGGUGGGCCAGCAGACCCCAGGGUGGAGUCUUCCCAUG
Gorilla gorilla gorilla (western lowland gorilla) is the source of this 1783-nucleotide messenger RNA. Its product is annotated as protein FAM151A-like. The record is from RefSeq and is a predicted model, not a curated record. Lineage: Eukaryota; Metazoa; Chordata; Mammalia; Primates; Hominidae.